AUGACCACUUCCAAACCCGCGUCCCGAGGCCGAACCAAGGUGAAGACGGGUUGCGCAACAUGCCGAAAGAUCAAAUGCGACGAGGCCAAGCCCUUUUGCGAGAAGUGUGUCAAGACUGGGCGCAAAUGUGAUGGUUACGAGUCUGUCUUUAGGCCAUUCUCCAGCACGCCCCAGCCCAUCGGCAAGCCAGAUGCUUCAGCUUCAAGGCAUGAUCACGCCGAAGGGAAACCUCCACUGAGCACUGGCGAUCUCAAUCGAUACUUUUCCACCAAAACAAUAUUCGACGUUGAGCUGAGCUGCAAUGAAGAAGCAGAGCAGGUCCUCCAAGCUAGCUUGACUAAUGACUCGAUACGUCAUGCUCUGCUGUCACUCAGGGCUCUUCGCGGAAAUCUCGAGUCGAAGAAAGAAAGAGAGACAUCCGAGACUGGCGAACAGCAGAGAUUGAGUUACAACUACGGUCUUCAACAGUACAGCAAAGCUUUGACGAGCCUCGCAUCCAACCUUGCAUACCCCAGCCCCGACAGUUUAAAGUCCGCACUGCUUUGUUGCCAAGUCUUGAUCAGCGUUGAGCAAGUCCGAGGUAACUUCUCAGCCAUGGGACUGCACAUAAUUCGUGGACUGAAUAUCCUACGCGAAUACCGCGCCAGACCGUACCUGACCACUGAUGGCCUGAUGUCAGCACGGCACAGCGGUCUGCCUUCCUUGGAUGUCUUCAUUAUAAAGCUGUUCGCUGCGCCUUGCAAGUUCACAGAACAACAACCCUCAGAAUCUUUGAGCAUAAUGACGCCGCCGAUUGAAACGAGGAGUGAUCGAAAACUGGCGCCAAACAUGCGAGCGGAACUCACGAAAGUUGCGACGUCCACUAUUUCAGUUCUUGCGAGGGUUACAGAAAUUCAGUCGGAUGAACAGGCUCAAUCCCUUCUUUCGGAAAGAGGAGACUUGCUUGAUGGAUUGGACUCAUGGCUCGGUGCUCUUGAAAGUCUUCAGCAGGAAACGCAACCAGGAGAGCCCGAGUCAAUCUCCGAUAACUUCCUGCGCAUCUUGUAUCUCAUCUUGAAAAUCGUUCUUCUUGGAACUUUAGAAACUGCACCAGAUCUUGAUGCCAAGCUGAUGGAAGAAAGCAAGCAGCUUCAGGAUUUAGCGAAUCUCGUCAAUGAACGACUCAAGUGCUAUGAUAUGCGACGGGGAAUCGUGGUAGCUUAG
Fusarium mangiferae is the source of this 1203-nucleotide messenger RNA. RefSeq lists its product as uncharacterized. Lineage: Eukaryota; Fungi; Ascomycota; Sordariomycetes; Hypocreales; Nectriaceae. Bases 1 to 1203 code for a protein of 400 amino acids. Gene Ontology annotation, molecular function: zinc ion binding; DNA-binding transcription factor activity, RNA polymerase II-specific. Gene Ontology annotation, biological process: regulation of DNA-templated transcription. The transcript is spliced from 2 exons. The record is from RefSeq and is a predicted model, not a curated record.